AUGAGGCUGAUUUACCUACGUUGUUUUGGACCGUGCAUCUGGGUCUUUUUCUGCACUCUGCUCCAACAUGCAGACAUCAUGUGACUGAAGGCUUUGCCCACCCUGCCCUCAUGAACCUCCUCUAAUCAAAAACGUCCAGCUGCAAGCGCUAAAUCUCUUAUAAAACUACGACUCGCUGGUGUGCGCCCUGGCGCUGCGCUCCCUGGCCGUUGACCCGUUGUGGACUUUUGCCCUCCGACUGUGAUAAGUGAAGAUAAGACAAACGGCACCAGAGCGACCCGAACAUGUUUUUGCCGAAGUCGUCCAAAAGUUUGUCCAAGUAUGGCUCCGAGUCGUACGGUGCCGGGGAGCAGAUCUGUAUGGUUGAAUGUGGCUUUCAACCGGGCUGCACCUGUAGCGCCCACUCCCCCGGCAGCACCAGGAGACACUGUGCGCAGAAGUCCCAGGACAGUGACGCUAGCACUGAGAAACAAGGCUGUGACAACUUGGCUUAUGAGUAUGGGAGCCAGAGUGAGCUCUACCCUCCACCCAAAACUGCUUCCAGAGUGACCUUUAAGCUCCUGGGACUCACCUCUGAGCACCAAGCCCAAGUCAUUGACAGCAGAAUCUCCAGCCUGAAUGGAGUUCUUGGUAUCAGCUUCUCUUUACCAAAAAAACUGGCAAAAGUGGACUAUGAUACCUCAAUUAUCACAACUAAAGAGAUUGCCCAGGAGCUCUGGGCAACUGGGUAUAGUGUGGAGUCAGCAGUGAAAAUCAUGGUGGAGGGUAUGCACUGCCAGUCCUGUGUGCAGUCCAUCGAAGGACAGAUUGGUGAGCUGCCAGGGGUUUCACAUAUUCAGGUGUCUAUUCAAGAUGGUGCAGCACUGAUUGUAUUUCAGCCUGUCCUAGUUACAGAACAGGAGCUAAGAGACAAGAUCGAGGACAUGGGCUUUGAUGCUACUUUAUUUGCAGAUGAUCCAUCUGGACAAGACAUAUGCUACUGGCAGAGGAAGAUAAAUUCAUCAACACAGAUUGUAACCAUUUGGAUUGUAGGGAUGACUUGCUACUCUUGUGUGCAGUCCAUAGAAGGGAGGGUGUCUCAGAUGACAGGUGUGCAGUCAAUAGCAGUGUCACUUAAGGAGGAAAAGGGAACAAUAACCUUUGACCCCAGUCUCACAGAGCCGGAGCUGCUCAGGACAGCUAUUGAGGACAUGGGCUUUGAUGCAUCACUUGAAGAACUUGUACCAAGCAUCCAGACACACGAAAAGUCCAGGCCUGUUCAUUCCAGACCUUCUGACCUUUCUGACCUGCAGUCGUCCAGUAAGGCAGGAGUCAGCUAUGGCACUGGAUCCCAGGCAACGUCAACCAAAUCUCCUGAUAAUAAAGUACAAAAAUGCUUCAUUUGUAUAAUGGGAAUGACCUGUGCCUCCUGUGUGGCCAACAUUGAAAGAAACCUGCUCAAACACAAGGGAGUCAUCUCAGUGUUAGUAUCUCUGAUGGCUGGAAAGGCAGAAGUGAAGUAUGAUUCAGACAUCACAGACGCUGCUACUGUAACUCAGCUUAUAGAAGACUUAGGUUUUGGUGCCAAACUGAUAGAGGACAAUGCAGUAACACAUGGGAAACUGGACCUCACUAUAACUGGCAUGACAUGUGCAUCAUGUGUCCACAACAUUGAGUCCAAACUCACUACAACCAAAGGGAUCAUUGGGGCCUCUGUUGCUCUCGCAACCAAAAAAGCACAGGUCCAAUUUGACCCAGAGGAGCUUGGAGCUCGAGAUAUUAUCAAGCUGAUUCAGAGCCUUGGAUUUGAGGCCAGUUUGGUGAAGGCAGGCUUUGUCAACCACCUCGAUCACACAGAAGAAAUUCAACAGUGGAAGAAAUCCUUCCUGCUCAGCCUUGUUUUUGGCUUGCCUGUCAUGGGCCUCAUGAUCUACAUGAUGGUGAUGGACAGCCAGCACCAGGAACACGGAGGCUCCAUGCCCGAGGAGCAGAACCUGCUGCCGGGCCUCUCCCUCCUCAACUUGGCCUUCUUUCUGCUUUGUACACCUGUGCAGAUCUUUGGAGGCCGAUACUUCUACAUCCAGGCAUAUCGCUCACUGAAACAUCACACAGCCAACAUGGACGUCCUUAUUGUGUUAGCUACCUCUAUCGCCUACAUCUACUCCUGUGUGGUCCUUAUUGUAGCCAUGGCCGAACAUGCCAGCCAGAGCCCUGUCACCUUUUUCGACACGCCGCCCAUGCUCUUUGUGUUCAUUGCUCUGGGGCGAUGGCUGGAACAUAUUGCAAAGAGUAAAACCUCAGCAGCUUUGGCAAAGUUGAUUUCACUUCAAGCUACUGAUGCCACUGUGGUCACAUUAGGACCUGACCAUGCCAUACUCAGUGAGGAGCAGGUGGUGGUGGAGCUGGUCCAGCGAGGUGACAUUGUCAAGGUCAUUCCAGGAGGAAAAUUCCCCGUUGAUGGGAAAGUGAUUGAGGGAAGCUCCAUGGCGGAUGAGUCUUUGAUCACAGGUGAGCCAAUGUCUGUUAGUAAGAAGGUUGGUAGUUUGGUGAUUGCUGGCUCCAUCAAUGCUCACGGAGCUCUUCUCGUGGAGGCCACUCAUGUUGGUGCAGACACAACUUUGUCUCAAAUCGUCAAACUGGUGGAAGAAGCCCAAACCUCUAAGGCCCCCAUCCAGCAGUUUGCAGACAGGCUCAGUGGGUACUUUGUGCCCUUCAUAGUUAUCGUUUCUCUGCUAACACUGGUGGCCUGGCUGGCAGUCGGGUUUGUCCGCUUUGACAUUGUGAAGGAGAACUUCCCGGAUUAUAACCAGAACAUCCCCAAAGCAGAAGUUAUUGUUCGCUUCGCCUUCCAGGCCUCCAUCACUGUUCUCUCUAUCGCCUGCCCUUGUUCUCUUGGGCUUGCGACCCCGACAGCCGUGAUGGUGGGGACAGGAGUUGGAGCUCAGAAUGGGAUCCUCAUUAAAGGAGGCGAACCACUGGAGAUGGCCCAUAAGAUCAAUGUGGUGAUGUUUGAUAAGACCGGCACCAUUACAAACGGCGUGCCGCGAGUGACUCGUGUGUUGGUGCUGUGGGAAAUGGCCCGUAUGCCCCUGAGAAAGAUCUUGGCACUAGUUGGGACAGCAGAGGCCAGCAGCGAGCACCCACUGGCCAUGGCAGUCACUAAACACUGCAAAGAGACGCUGGGCUGUGACGUGCUGGGCUACUGCCAGGACUUCCAGGCGGUGCCUGGAUGUGGGAUAAGCUGCCGGGUUUUCAGUGUAGAACAUCUGCUACAGCAGCAGAGUGAGGAGCGUUUCCUGCUGCCAGGAGCCACCACCAACGAAAGUAACCUGUUCUCUGCUGCUGAAGCUCCGCCUGCAGCACCAUUUUACUCAGUGCUGAUUGGUAAUAGAGAGUGGAUGAGGAGGAAUGGCCACCACAUUGGAGUAGAUGUUGAUGCCGCCAUGUCCAGCCAUGAAACAAAAGGACAGACAGCUAUCCUGGUAGCUAUAGAUGGUGUUUUGUGUGCCAUGUUAGCCAUUGCAGACACGGUGAAGGCAGAGUCAGCGUUAGCAGUGCAUACACUCAACAACAUGGGCAUCAAGGUGGUUAUGAUAACAGGAGAUAACAGACGCACAGCCAAAGCCAUAGCCACACAGGUGGGGAUCAGGAAGGUGUUUGCAGAGGUGCUGCCUUCACAUAAGGUGGCAAAAGUCCAGGAGCUGCAGGAACAAGGUCUGAGAGUUGCCAUGGUGGGAGAUGGUGUUAAUGACUCACCCGCCCUCGCUCGGGCUGAUGUCGGCAUCGCCAUCGGCACAGGCACUGAUGUGGGGUUGUGGCUACCGAAGCCAGCCGAUAUCGUCCUGAUUCGAAAUGACCUGCUGGAUGUGGUGGCCAGUAUCGAACUGUCAAAGAAGACGGUACGAAGGAUAAAGAUCAACUUUGUCUUUGCUCUGAUCUACAACCUUUUAGGAAUACCAGUCGCUGCAGGUGUGUUCAUGCCUGUUGGCCUUGUGCUGCAACCCUGGAUGGGUUCGGCUGCGAUGGCUGCCUCGUCUGUUUCAGUGGUUCUGUCUUCUCUACUGCUGAGAAUGUACAAGAAAACCUCAGUGGAGCUGUAUGAGGUGUGUACAAGAGGCCAAAUGAAGAGCCUUCGGUCAUCUCAGAUCAGCACACAUCUGGGUCUGGAUGGCUGGCAACGCAGCCCAGUUUUUUCCUCUGGAGAACAGGUGAGCCAAGACAGCAUCACCCCACUCGCCCCGUCCAGCCAGAGACCAUUUAUUAACUCUGGCCAGGAGCAGGAACGCUACUCCUUCCUGGACCACCAGACUACAGAAGACCUUAAUUUGUAGAACGGGGAAAGGAAAGGAGGACUGAAGUUUUGUGCAUAAUAUUUCUAUGUAUUUGUGUAAAUAGACCAAAUUAAAUGUGCUUGGAAACGUCACUAUUAAAUGAUCACUUUCUUUCAGAAAAUGUCUGAAAAUUAAGCCGCUAACACAAAGUGAAGUUUGACUGUACUUCUGAAGCAUUUUGUUUUUCCUUCUUCAUGCCAGAUGCCACAUGAUGAUACCACAUGAAUUAAACGUGAAACAUAAAAUAGGUUUUCUUAUAUGACAUUCAUAUACAUUCUGCAGCCUGCAAAUGCACUUUUACAGUAUACUUAACUCAAAGUAAAGUUACACAUUGUUUGUUUGGAUAACCUCCAGUUAUUAAUGAUGCAUCAGUUGAUAGAGAAAAAUCAACAUUUUCUAGAACGUAUCUUUGUGCUUUGAUUAUUCAUCCAACUGCUCUGAUUUUGUGCUUUGAUUGGACAUUUGACCUGUUGAGAUGUAGAACUUUAUAUUGCUGUG
Monopterus albus (swamp eel) is the source of this 4808-nucleotide messenger RNA. RefSeq names its product ATPase copper transporting beta (gene atp7b). The record is from RefSeq and is a predicted model, not a curated record. NCBI's taxonomy places the organism in Eukaryota, Metazoa, Chordata, Actinopteri, Synbranchiformes, Synbranchidae. Gene Ontology annotation, molecular function: ATP binding; copper ion binding; P-type divalent copper transporter activity. Gene Ontology annotation, biological process: monoatomic cation transport; copper ion homeostasis. Gene Ontology annotation, cellular component: membrane.